Molecule: messenger RNA, 447 nt
Organism: Staurois parvus
Lineage: Eukaryota; Metazoa; Chordata; Amphibia; Anura; Ranidae
Source: the annotation of a GenBank genome assembly
AUGGCUCUCCAGGGUCUUGCCUUUCAGUCCAGCUCCAAUCUAGGCUGGGGAGAAGCUUACCUGGCAAUAGAUAAUAAUACCAAUCCCAACCUCUUGUACGGGUCCUGCAGCCAGACUACCUAUGAGUUCCAGCCAUGGUGGACAGUGGACUUGAGACGUGGCUAUCUCAUCAAUAAUGUUACGAUUACCAACCAGAUGAGCAACCAGAAAAGCCUUCUGUCUGGGGCCGAGAUCCAUGUUGGAGAAGACAUACAAGGCUAUGGAAUAUAUAACCCAAUCUGUGCUAUCAUACCUUUAAUGUCCUCGGGAGAGACUAGGUCAUUUCCAUGUGGGGAUAUAUAUGGACGUUACAUCACAGUGGUCAUACCAAACCGUAGUGACACGCUAACACUAUGUGAAGUUCAGGUGGCUGUUCUGAACAUGCCAGGUAUAAUGACUUACAGAUAA